AUGGGAGGUACACCAAGACUACCAAUCCCUCCUCUCCUUAACGAGACAUGUGUUUCGCUGAAUACUCAGAACUACAGCGUCAUGUUCAAUACAAGUCAGACUACAGUGUGCAGUAUCAGUGCCGCCACAGUACAGAACGCAGACAUGUAUAAGAAAAUAAUGAUUAUCUUCAUAAUAUUGUUCUCUGGGUCCGUCUUUCUUCUUUGCGGCCUCUGUUUAUUGAGGUGCAAAGAACCAACAAUACCCUCCAGAUACAGCAUCUCAGAAGACUUAGUGCCUCAUGAAGAACCAAGUCACGAAGUAAGACCAGCCAUACCGCCCGCACCGCAAGGAGACACGAACGGCUACAAAAGAGCAGUAAUGGAACUUCAUUACACACCUUCCUACUCAGUUCAUCGGCGGUUGCACCACAUGUACCUUCAGUUACUCAACGAGCCCCGAGCUGCGAUUCGUCAGAAAGAGAAUAGAUAUGUUGAUAUGAAGUAUGAGGACGAUUUCACGACGCAGAGGAGAACAAUCACGAUUGUAGAGGAUUUACUCAAGAAUCCUGCUUAUGCCGGACAGCAAGCUUUAGAUGCUUAUGAUCUGGAACGAGAACGGCGAGGAGGGCCUCACCAGGGUCCUUCAGAGAACGCUCGCAAUAACCCCACUCGUUAUCAGGCAUCACCGCUUGUGUUGAGCAUGCUUCAAUUAGGAGAGGAAGCGAUAGCGAUCAGACAGGGCAAACCAAGGGCGCUGAUCAGGACGGAGAGGGAACAUGUACUUGCCAGAUACACUGCAGGGGACAAGACUGAGCAGGUGAUAAGGGAGAUGCGUUAUCAGAGAGCAAGAAGAAGGAAUGCGGAUGGUGAUGUAAGUUUGCAGGGGCUGAGAGCAAUAUCUUUUUUGCCGGGUAUCGACGAGGAUGAAUCGCCGCCUGAAUAUAGUAGAUGA
Molecule: messenger RNA, 933 nt
Organism: Hymenoscyphus albidus
Lineage: Eukaryota; Fungi; Ascomycota; Leotiomycetes; Helotiales; Helotiaceae
Source: the annotation of a GenBank genome assembly